GCUCUCGUUCCCUACCUCCUGUUUGUUCAUCGCAGCGUCCGCCGCGCCAUCCUGCACAUACUACAUAGUUACCUACAGUACUGUACUCGAUACUUCGUACACGCGCGCGGGGGGCCUGCCCAACCCAACCCACUCUUGUAGAUCGCCGCCACCCCCAUCUAACUAAACCACCGCCCCAAGGUCCGCCCGCCGACCAUGGCCCCGCGAAGCCUCGCGCGCCUGCCAUCCCUCCGCCGAUCGCCAUAUCCCACCAGCAGGCGCCUCGCAACCUGCUGUCCCCACUCCCAAUCACCCAUCUUGCCCAGCCAGCAGCGGGCCAGCAACGCAGCCUCCUCAUCCGCGCGCAGCACGGGCCGGCGCGCGCAAUCCACGUUCACGGCGGCGGCGGCGUUGGCGGCGGAGGAAGAGGAGGAGGAGGAGGAGGAGACGGCGCCAUUGUCCCCGCCCCCGCCCUCAUCGCGCUACGCAUCAACGCUGCCCAACCUGCGCCUGCACGCGGGCACGCGCGUCAUCUUCCAGAACUUCAAGGGCCGGCUCGCGACAGCCAACGCAGCCGAGUCGCUGGCCUGGGGCACUUGCGUCGUCGGCGGCGUGCACGCGGGCGCCGCGCCCGGCGACGAGCAUCUCGGGCUGCCGGUGCUGGGCAGCGUGCGCGAGGCCGUGGCCCUGCUGCAGCCGGACGCGACGGGCGUCUAUGUCGGCGCGGGGCAGGCUGCUAGGGCGAUUGAGGAGGCGGUCGAGGCCGAGGUCCCGCUUGUGGUUGCCGUCGCGGAACAUGUGCCUUUGCAUGACAUGCUGAGGAUCCACGCGAUCCUGUCCACGCAAACGCGCACCCGGCUCGUCGGCGCCAACGCACCGGGCAUCAUCUCGCCUCUCGCGCGGUGCCGCAUCGGCUUCCAGCCACUCAACUGCUACGCGCCGGGCAGCGUGGGCAUCGCAGCCAAGUCGGGGACGCUGAGCUACGAAGCGGCGGCGUCACUCACGCGCGCAGGCCUGGGCCAGAGCCUGUGCAUUGGCGUUGGCGGCGACGUCCUGCCCGGGACGGACUUUGUCGACGCGCUGAGCGUGUUUGAGGACGACGACGAGACGCAGGGCGUUGUGCUUGUGGGGGAGAUAGGCGGGCGCGCCGAGGAGGAGGCCGCCGCUUGGAUUAAGGCGUAUAGGAAGCGCUGUGUGCGGCCGAAACCGAUUGCUGCGCUCGUGGCUGGCCUCCAGGCGCCCCCCGGCCGUGUCAUGGGUCAUGCGGGCGCGUUUGUCGUCCCGGGGGAUAGGGGCGCCAGGAUUAAGUACCAAAAACUCCAGGAAGCGGGGGCGGUCAUGGUCGAUCAUCCUGAGAAGUUUGGGACUGUGAUGAAGCAACUGCUGGCAGAGAGUAACAGAAUUCGAAGCGCUCAUGGCAGUGGAGUAAUUGGGACGAGGAGUAACAGAAUUUGGAGCGCUCAUGGCAGUGAACUUCCCUCAUUCACCACCACCAAGUACCGUGGCUACCACACCACCACCACCAGACGUCCCACCGUUCCCUCCACAUCAUACGCCCCCAAGCCCGCCUCCCCCCAACGCCGCAGCUACAGCAUGUACCUCCCCGAGGACAGUGGCACCGCGCUCCUCGCCCAGCACGACAUGCAACUGAAGACGGUUCACGCCAUAACGCUAGGCAUAACCAUUGACCAGGCCUCGCGCAGCCCGGCCUUCUUCUUCUCCUUCACCUCGCCACCCUUCCCCAACUCCACCUUCCUCGUGCGCAUCGACGCCCUCACCGGCCCCGACGACGCCGCCACGCUCGAGCAAGCCGAAAACUGCCUCUACCGCGCAAGCACAGUACGGCAGGUGCGCGACCAGAAGGAAAGCUGGAACGAUGGCGUCCCGCCGCUCGUUCAGGUUCCCGAGGACUGGGCCGGCAGACUCCACGUCCGCGCCCUGCUGCUCAAGCUCUGGCGCGUCUUUGUGGACGCUGAGUGCGUAAGCAUCAGCCUGCGCGCUCGCGUGAACCCCGACCCCGCGGUCGAGAACCCGGUGAUGGAGCUGUGGCGGCCGGAAAUCAUGCUCGACGGCGGGGCUCUCAGUCGCGAGAAGCAGGUAGUAGGGGAGGCGCAGAGCGGGGACGCUAGCGAGACAGCAGCAGCAGCAGCAGCAGCAGCAGCGACUUCUGGCGCGGGCGGCGGAGAAGGCGGUAGUGCCAGCGAAGGCAGUGCGGUUGACGCGUUCGUGGCCGCGUACGAAGAGGCUGCCCGCCACGGCAUCGUGUACACUUUGCUUGGGGACGGCAAGGGCGACAGCGCCAGAUACAGCGUCGGCACGGUGGUGAACGGGGCCGGGCUGGCGAUGAACACGGUCGACGCGCUGGCGCAGCACAGCAGCGCCGAGGGCGGGCGCGCUGCCAACUUCCUGGAUACGGGCGGCAAGGCUACCCCUGAGACGGUGCUCCUGUCGUUCAAGCUCGUGCUCGCGGAUCCCCGCGUCAAGGUCAUAUUUGUGAAUAUUUUUGGCGGCCUGACCCUCUGCGAUAUGAUUGCGCAGGGGAUCUUGCUUGCUUUUCACGAGUUGAAGCUAAAGGAAAGAGGCAUUCCCGUUGUGGUGAGGUUGAGGGGCUCGAAUGAGGAGGAGGGCCUGCAGCUUAUUAGGGAAAGUGGCGUCGGCCUCCAAUUGAGCGAGGAAAGAGAAGACAUCAUGGGUUUUGUUAACUUGGUGAAGCCGGUGUCGACGCGGCCUGUAUCUGCGACGGUGCGCGCCGAGAAGGUCAAGGUGUGGGGGUUGUUGCCUAUGGGGCUUAUUGCUCUCGUCAAAAGCCAGCUCUCCCUCUCAUCAUGGCUCGCCGUCGGCGCGUGCUUGCAGACCCUGACCUAUGCGCUUCUGGGCCGCAUCGCCCUGGUCCCCGCCUUUCUGCUCCUCUUCUACCGCGUUGUUGACACAGCACUCAUCACCAAGGGCUCGCGCCCUAACCAUCUCAUGGACGGCGUUAUCAAGAAUAAAUUCGCCGCCCAUUUCCCGGAUGCGGCGGGUAACUACGGUGACAAGCCUGCUGACAGAGAGGUUGUCGUCUUCAUGAUCGGCGCGCGCUUCAACCACCCGCUCGGUAUUUUUAGUCCUGGAGGUAAAGAGUUGGGCGAAUUCACCACCAAGCUGCAUACUGAUGUUGAAGCGCGGGCCGAGGAGUAUGGUCUCCUAGGCCAGACCUCAUACACUGUGAGCGGCGAUCGCCCAUCGAAAAACGAGCUGAUGACGGUCAUGUACUUUGAAAGCACCGAGGGCCUGCACAAGUUCGCACACGACCCGCUACACCGCGAGGCCUGGAACUGGUGGAACACGCACCUGGCCAAGCUGGCGCACAUCAGCAUCUGGCACGAGGUGUACCGCUCCCCCGCCGGCCACUGGGAAGGCAUCUACGUUAACUCGCAUCCGCGCGGUCUGACCGCCACGACGGUCCCCAUUACGGUGCACGAUGGUGCUGAUGACCUCAAGACUGGCUCAGAGGUGUACGCCUAUCCGAUUGUCGAUGCUCGCCGCGGCCUCAUGAAGACCAGUGCGGGCCGUAUGUCGGCUUACGGGUCAGCUGCCAACGAGCACGACAAGUACAAUGACGAUCCGUAUGCGAAUUACGGAAGGCUGAGUCCGCAAUAAACAUUUUGUCGGGUAGAUAAGUUAUUUCCUGUACGAUGAGUUGUACGGUGCCGUUUUCUCUCCUAUCUUAUUAGAUUCUUGAUUCUCCUAUCGUUUUCAGUUGGGUUUGGUCGUGCGGUUAAUAGGGAAAUAUUGGGACAAUUAAAGGCGGAAAUCGCAUUUACAAAGG
This is a messenger RNA of Aplosporella prunicola CBS 121167, 3787 nucleotides long. RefSeq lists its product as uncharacterized. The record is from RefSeq and is a predicted model, not a curated record. The transcript is spliced from 9 exons. Bases 196 to 3618 code for a protein of 1140 amino acids. Lineage: Eukaryota; Fungi; Ascomycota; Dothideomycetes; Botryosphaeriales; Aplosporellaceae. Gene Ontology annotation, biological process: tricarboxylic acid cycle. Gene Ontology annotation, cellular component: succinate-CoA ligase complex (ADP-forming); mitochondrion. Gene Ontology annotation, molecular function: succinate-CoA ligase (ADP-forming) activity; succinate-CoA ligase (GDP-forming) activity.